This is a messenger RNA of Eufriesea mexicana, 2115 nucleotides long. RefSeq lists its product as uncharacterized. The record is from RefSeq and is a predicted model, not a curated record. Bases 1 to 2115 code for a protein of 704 amino acids. Gene Ontology annotation, cellular component: transcription factor TFIIIC complex. Gene Ontology annotation, biological process: transcription initiation at RNA polymerase III promoter. NCBI's taxonomy places the organism in Eukaryota, Metazoa, Arthropoda, Insecta, Hymenoptera, Apidae. Gene Ontology annotation, molecular function: protein binding; histone acetyltransferase activity. The transcript has 3 exons.
AUGGAGAUAGAAGAAAUUUAUAGCCUUACAAUUUUUCCACCAGUUACAUCAAAAUUUGCAGUUCAGUGGUCUAAAGAUAACCAUAUAUCCAUCCUUACUGAAAAAGGAAUUCAUAUAUUUGAACUGAUACCUUCUCCAAUGUCUCCUUGCUCAACUAUAAAAUUUUUUAGAACUUUCAUUUAUGCUCCAUCAAUAUUUCCAACAGAGAAUAUAUCUAACAAUAUAGAAUCAAAAAUUUGGAAUAUGCAUCAUGAAGUAUUGUAUUCAUUUAUAAUGGAAGAGAGUUUAACUCCCAAACUAUCUAAUGUAAAAGAAAUGAUACCAAAAAUAGUUGACUUGUUAUGGUCACCACAAAAUCUAAUAUGUCCAAGCAAAUGUCUUAUUGCAAUUUUAACUUCAGCAGGUGCUGUUAUGAUUGCAUAUAAAAUUUCUAGAAAUUGGUAUCCUGCAUAUGAUUUAUCUUCUGUACGCUAUAAUAUUAUGGAGCAAGAAAUUAAUUUCAAACUAAAAGAAAAUAUAAAUAAUCCAGCUUUAUUUGAAACAUUUAAAAUUUGUAUAAAAGCUUUACAAGCUUCUUGUUUUACUUGGAGUCAGCUUUUUGUAGAUUUUGCAUAUCUUGCUGUUGCAUAUCUCAAUGGUGAUAUAGUUUUUUAUAAAAUUCCAAGAAUAUCUGAUUAUAAUGAGAUAAUAAACCCUAAAAUUGCGGGGACAAUAAGAUUAAAUGAAUAUGUAAAAAUAAGUGCUUUACAUUGGAUUACAAUUGAUAUAAAAAAACAUUUAAUCAUUCUUGGAUAUUUGGAUGGACGUAUUUAUGGUCUUAAUGUUGAAUACAAUAAUCAAAACCUUCAAGAGAAAUUCAUUGAAAAGUAUUAUAACUAUACUGAUCGUAUUCCUAUUAGUACAAUAAGAAUAUUUCCACGAAAUGACUUAAAUAUAAAGAUUCUCAUUACAAAGGGUAAUUUUCUAUUUUUAUUAUGCUUUAUGGAAAAUGGUACACUGAAAAGUAUGCAACAUUUACAAUUAGAAGGUUUCAUGAUUUCAGGAAUGAUUUGUAUAAGCACAAAUUAUGCAUUAGUCACAACAGAAAAUGGCUCCAUGUUUGCAAUUAAUACAGAAGAAGAUCAGUUCUUGAAAAUGAAAGUAAAUAAUAAAUUAUCGCAAGUUCAUAUGCGAUAUUUAGGCCUUGCACAUUCUCCAAGUUCUGUAAUUUUUAUAAAUAUAACUACACCAAGCACUAUAUAUGACCAUUUAGUAUUGAAGGAACCAACCAAAAUACAUAUGUUUUGUUUCAAAAAUAAGAACUGGAACCCAUCAUUUGUUUUAAAUCAAACCAAACAUGAAAGAUUAGAACAACUUUGGGACUGUUUAGAAGCAAUAAGGAUAAAAGCAAUUAGAGCAUCAGAUGCAUCAACUGUAUUGCCAAAAGUAUCAUUUAAUUUGGAAUCUUUAUCUUUGCAUGAAUUGCGAAUAGUAAUGUGGACAUCUGUAAUGAUGGAAAUUUGUGAGAAAAGGAAAAUGAUUCAAGGAAUAGGUAGUAUUGCUGGAGAAAUAUCAGAAGCUCAACCUUUAAUUUUUGUUCAUACUGCUUGCAAUUAUCUUAUGUAUCUUGUAAGGAAAUCUUUUUUGUCGGAACAACAGAAACUUUCUAUGAGUUUAUUAAAAAUGUAUUUAGAAGUAUAUUUGGCUGGAGAAGAAGAUGAAAAAGUUACUCCACUAUCCAAAUGUGUUAGAGACAUUUUAAAGAAAAUAUCCCACCUUAAUUUAAACAUUAUUGAAACUUGCAAUCUAUGUGGUGAAAUAAUAAACGAUCUUUCCUGGAAAGUUACCAAAUGUUCACAAGGCCAUAUAUUGCCUAGAUGUGCUAUUACUCUUUUACAAAUAACUAGUGUGGAGUACAGAAUAUGUCCAAUAUGUGGUUUAAUUUUUCAUUCAUGUUUGGAUGAAGAAUUUAGGGAAACGAGAUGUCUUUUUUGCGAUGUACCUGCACUUGAAGAAAACAGAAUAUUGGGCUCAAAAUAUUACGUGACAAAGGAAAAGAGUUUAUCUAGACCACAAAAUCAUAUCCUAGGUGCGUCAGAAGAUCGAGAAUUAGAGACGGUGAACGAUGAAUCCUAA